Molecule: messenger RNA, 2274 nt
Organism: Vigna angularis (adzuki bean)
Lineage: Eukaryota; Viridiplantae; Streptophyta; Magnoliopsida; Fabales; Fabaceae
Product: zinc finger CCCH domain-containing protein 13
Exons: 13
Coding region: 982-2064 (360 amino acids)
Molecular function (GO): metal ion binding
Source: RefSeq, a predicted model, not a curated record
ACAUAGUUGACGAUGGUUGAGCGAAAGCAGUUCAAGACGAAGUUAUGUGUUCUGUAUCAGAGAGGUCGCUGCAAUCGCCAUAAUUGCUCCUUUGCGCAUGGGAGUGCCGAGCUUCGACGAUUCCCUGGCUCAUUUAGUGAUACAGAAGAUUAGAUAUGCAAUAACAAAUGGCAUAUGGGAUUAAUGUCAGAUUAAUUUAUUCAAUGGUAGGACGAUCACAUUAUCUUGUUGAGACUAUUGCAUUUCCAGCAGUAUGGAUAUUUCAUUUAGAUGAGAGAUCUUCAGAAGGCAUUCUACUGAUUGGUUUAUCUUAAAGGCGAUGCUGGUGUUGUUCAUGAAAUUGUAAUUCCUUGGCAAUGUUUUUUAUGCUUCAUUCCUUGAAUCUAUGGAACUACAGUGUUACCUCAGAUCUUUCUUAGGCUUGCAUGGAUUGCCUGCUAAUAUCAUGUUUCGAUCAGAAGCAAGUUCAGCAAAUUUCCAAUCAUUUCAUUAUAAAUUCUACUGCCUGAGUGUAUGGAGCUUAUGCUAUUCCUUUUGGCUGAUACUUCUUGAAAUAUUAUGGCUACAUGGACACUGACAAAAGGGAAUUAUUAGUGGAGAUGAUGUCUGGAGAAAUCGCGUCAGAUAUCUUGUUGAUGGAUUUUUAUUUCUUAAGCAUCUUGGAUAUAUCCCUACCUUUGAGAUUAUAUUUUAUAUCUUACUUCUCUCAUCAAGUUGGGGAUGUGAAAUGUUCUUUAUCCAUUGCUACCUUGAUUUCACUUCAAGGUAUAUGCUACAUGCGUGGGUUUACUAUAUCUGUCAUAAUAUGAGGGUGCUAGUUUCUAUCCACUUUAUGCUCUUACGUGGGAGGCACUAUUACUAUACAUUAUUAUGUUUCUCUUGUUAUUCCUGUUAAUGGUAGGAGAGACUAUUUAGGCAAUGACUUGAGGGAUAAACUUGAAAGAAGGCAUUUAUCUCCUCGAAGGUACUCACCAGCUCAAGAUGCAAGAGGCCGCCAGAGCAUCCGUGGCUGAUGUCUUCAUUCUUCAAAGAUUGAAUGAAUACAGUCCUCCAAGGUCUUUGGAGAACGAAAGUGACAGAAGACAUAGGAGAAAACAGGGUAUUACUGGUCAAAGUGAUACUUCUGGAAAUUUGAAAGCCUCAGAUAGAGUUCAAGAUCAAGCUAAAGAAAGAAAAAUGCUUUCCUCUGGUUCUAGGAAUACACUUGAGGAGCAGCUGAAGAAAGUAGAUUCAGGUAUCAGUGCUCUACAGAACCGAAAAUUCCAGCUGGAGGUCUACCUUGAUGAGAGUAUUCAAGAAGUGGAUAGCCUUAAUUCUAGAAUUCAGGAGCUUGAAGCUCAAUUAUGCGAAGAGGAUGAGGAGUGCAAAAGAAUUACUUCAAGAAUAAGGAAGUUUGUUAGAGUUCACAAUCAUAUGUCACAGUUACAAGAUGAACUGAAGAGAUCUCAAGUCCGACUUCAACGGUUUGGAGAUCAGCUUGUCUCGGAUAUUUCUAAAAUUGGUGCCAAUGAAGAAGAUUUAAGCAUUGAUAUUGUCAGCAAUGGUGAAAAUACUGGUCUUCUUCCAAUUGUCAAACAUAAUGUGGAGCAUAAUGAUGCAUCAUCCCACAGAAAAAGGCUGCAUAUUGAACGAGAUGCUUUGGAAGAUUUAAAACAAGAUAGAUCAAAAGAGGGCCAUUCGGUUGAGACAGGUAGAACUAAGAAGCGAUCUCGGUGGAAUACAUCAGAUCAAUUGAAUGAUGAGUCUCUCAGGGGCCCAGAAAAUGGAACUGAAGUUAUUAGAGCUCUAGAUCCUGAAGGCAGGCACAAGAGAGGAAAUAUGCAGUUGAAGCAACCUAGGAUUGAAGUGCCAUCAACUAGCAUGGCAGCUCAUGUGGCUGAUGAGGACGUUGAUAUUGAACUUUACAACGGAAAUGAUAUCAAUGAAACUGCAAAUACAGAAAAUGAGAAUGGAGUGGCAUACAAGGUGAAGGCUGCACUGCUUAUGCUUCCCCCAGCUUUGAUACCUCGUAGCAAUUAUUCACAGUACGAGGGUAACGACGAGAAUGUUGAUGUGGAUGGCUGAUGAAUAUAGGCAGCAGGGUCACGUGUGGUUUAGUCUAAUCAGUAUUGGCAGUUUCUAACUUUUGGUGGCUCGAACAGUAGAAUUUGAAAAUAGUGGAUAGGAUGCAAUAUUGGAAACAAGAAACGAAAGAUUUGUGGAUCUACUUGAUUAUCUAUUUUCUGUUGGACUUCUUGAUGUGGUUAUAAAUGUAAUUCUUUGUUAUCUAUGAUA